Molecule: messenger RNA, 1272 nt
Organism: Suillus paluster
Lineage: Eukaryota; Fungi; Basidiomycota; Agaricomycetes; Boletales; Suillaceae
Exons: 6
Coding region: 1-1272 (423 amino acids)
Source: RefSeq, a predicted model, not a curated record
AUGUGGUACCAGCAUGUCCUUGAUGUGUUUUUUUUUGAGCCACUGUAUCAGUCUGCACUUGGGAUUGCUGAGGCGCUGAAGUCUCAGAAGGUUCAUGUUGGGAAGGAGGUUACUGUUGUGGGCGCUCACAUAUUUGGCGAAGAGGGAGUUUAUCCUGUCCUUGCAGCGCCCACUUGCAAGAGUGAGAGCACUGCUGACAUGGAGUUCAUUUUCAAGACUAUCCUCGAAUCCUGGGAUAAUUCUGGAGCAGCUCAGCAGGCUGGUCACAAGACAUUUGUACACAUGCCACUCUCACCCUUCUCACCACUUUAUGGUACAUUGUCCAAUAUUCCUGGCCUUAAUCUCUUCACUGGUCCAGGUGAAGUGACACUGGACUUUGACUACAAACAUAUCAUGAAAUGCUAUUGUACCCUGCUCCGAUCUCGUGCUGGUAUGCAUCUCAACAAUGGUUGCUGCAUCAAUGCAACCAUGAUCGAAUGCUACCUUGUCUGGCUUCCUGAUGUAGAUGAAAGUCAUUCUCAGAAGCUUGUUUACCCCGAUGAUCCCCAGGACGUGCCUCGUGCAGUUGAACUCAUGGGUGCUGUCAUUAAACUCGCAUCACUGCCGAACCUCCCCAACAAUGUUAAUGUGAUUGCUGACUUCGAUGCAAUCAAACUUCUAGCCAAAAUUCUCCGCAGUCUCCUCAAUCCAUUCAUUGAUGUCAACUUCUCAUUGACAGAGCAAGUUCUAUACUAUGACUCCAAGACAUUUGCCAAGAACAUGGUCUUCUGCAUCCUGAAGCAGCAGAAGCUUGAUCCAUCUGAAUGCUUUUUCUUUCUUGAUGCUGGGGACGAUGCCCUCAAACUCGAGUUUGCAUUUCUCCGAAUAGGAGUCUAUGCAUGCAAUUCUGACCUCUCUCAUGGCCAUCGUCGGUUGAAUCUCAAACGAGCAGAUGGUGUCGACCACGUCAGCCAUUUUAUGUGGGUUGGUGACGUUGUUGCGGGUCAUUGUGACCUUCCAAGUGUAUGGCACCAAGGGAGGGACAAGGUCAUUGCCAUUCUCUCUUACUCACAGAUACCUUCCUCUGCAUACGACUUUGAGACACUAUUUUCCCCAGGCUCAGGCAUAGACCUAUUGUGCAUCUUUGGUGGGAGCAGGUACCCUGCUAUUCACGAGGAUGAUGAUGAAGACAGCUCACUCCUCGCACCUCCACCCAAUGCUGUCGCACUCCAGCAAGAUGUUGACAAUGAUGAUGACGAGCCACCACUCACCUUCGAGGAAUCACUUGCCUGA